AUGGACCGACUUCUCGUUCAGGCUUCUUCAACACGAUGGGUUACUCUGGAGAAACGAUGUUUUACUGCAAGUAGCAGCGUUUAUCUCGUACAGCCUUCUGCGUUUGAAAGCGCUGGCAAGUUCAUAUCAGGUGAUGAAGUUUCGGUAGGCCUUUUGUCUGCUCUUGACAUCUCGUCGACAGUCCGUCCUUGUGAAUUUGUUGGUACAACUCAAGUAGCUGGAGAAACUUGGACGUUUAGUUGACAGGAAGGACUGCUUAUCUCGGGGUUAUCGCCCUACGCGAGGCAUGGUAAGGUGCCGGCAUUUAUUCUGUUAGUCCGCCACGAAACCGUUUAUUCUGCUCAGAAGGGAAUCGAAAAUGUUCCGCUUCUUAUCCGGAUGCGCCCAACAGUCGCUCCCACUCACACAACCGUCGCUAUCGCAAAAUGUUCUCAUAGGGACGAUAUAAGACAGUUGGAUGGUUCUUCCUGUCUCGGUAGGAUCACGUGCGGUAGGAAAUCACCAGAGCAGAACCCUGCUGGAAAAUCACAGAAAGCCUGUUUCCUGGAAGCCAAGCUUCUAAUUAUUUACAAUGUCUGUGCACAUUUCGCUUAUGUUUGGCUUGCUGAUUAA
This is a messenger RNA of Nezara viridula (southern green stink bug), 612 nucleotides long. Lineage: Eukaryota; Metazoa; Arthropoda; Insecta; Hemiptera; Pentatomidae. The record is from the annotation of a GenBank genome assembly.